This is a messenger RNA of Wyeomyia smithii (pitcher-plant mosquito), 6608 nucleotides long. RefSeq lists its product as uncharacterized. The record is from RefSeq and is a predicted model, not a curated record. Gene Ontology annotation, molecular function: monocarboxylic acid transmembrane transporter activity. The coding region runs from base 1156 to 4278 and encodes 1040 amino acids. Gene Ontology annotation, biological process: monocarboxylic acid transport; transmembrane transport. The transcript is spliced from 8 exons. NCBI's taxonomy places the organism in Eukaryota, Metazoa, Arthropoda, Insecta, Diptera, Culicidae.
GCCGGUCAGUGUUUGCGGAGGUUAUCAACGUGUCGGUCGUCCGGUGGACAGCGUGUGUGAGCUUGCGCGACCAAUUGAACCGCUACACGAGAGCAGAAUGCUGUUCGGUUCGAUCAGGUUCCGUAAGUCGGAUUCUUUUGUUCCAGUUUUGUUAUCUAUGGAUCGUGAAUUGGUGAUGUAAAUACUGAUAUUUAUUUUCGUGGUCCAACAAAAUAGGGAUUAGCAGCCGUUAGUAACGGUGUCGGGAACGCAGUAUCCUGGUGAAAAUCACAUCUCCGGUUUGUCAAUGGAAAAUCGUCCGUUCGUUCGUCAUAUGGCGAUGCGUUUCCCAGGCAGCUGAUCCGCGCGAUCGUCGUUUAUCUUCGGCGGUGAACGGUUUGUUUGCAAACAAAACCAAAGCGGAUCCACCCGCCAAGAGUGUUUUUUUUUCUUCUCUGUACACGGUGUGGAUAUAAAAAUAGUUCAGGUCAUUAUUUCGUUGGUGUGGUUUUUGUUUUGUUGUUGGUUGCAAGAUUGUGUGUUGGAAGUGGCAAAUUUCGACACGAUUUUGCGCAAAGUGCCAAAAUGACCCCGAAUGGGCGCAAAAUCUGCCGGGCGUGAUAUGCGGGAAUGUUCGCCCCGUUGCGUCAUCGAGAAUCUACUGCGACGUUAUUUGGGUACCAGUCGCGAUUGUUAUUCAACAUUGUUUACCCAGGAAUAAAGGAGUUACAGUGUUAAACAAAGAACUUUUUUUUCCCGAAAAAGAAAGAAGAUCGUUGUGUUACCAGCGAGAAGUGAAUCGAUGGAAUUAUCGUUGGAUAGAAUUUCAAAUCACAUGUGAGUGUGUACGUGUUCUAGUGCCUAACCUCAUUGGAAGAAUUGUGUUUAAAUACGUUUUAGUACAUUGUUUAGUAGUGCGCGAUGAUCCUUCAAACUGCCGCCGGUAACAGGAUACAUUGCAUUGUUGCGGAUAAUUACAAUCGGAUAGAACCGCAUGGACGCCUUUUCAACGAAACGUAAGCAGCAUUACACAAGUGGUGACUUUUACUCGCCAGCCCUAUAUUCUAAACAAACGCAAAGGAAACGGAACGUGCUUUCCAAGCUGGAGGUAUUCCGCAUGCUAGCCCCUCAACUAGACCCAUUAUCUAGGCGUAGUAAUCGCCGUAAUCUCGAAGAAUGGAAGUUGUUAGAGUCUCCAAUAGUAGUACCAAUAUCAACGACAGUAUUGGCGGCGUUACGAAUACGCCAAACUCGGUGCAAGCCGGUCUGCACUAUUCGAAGGGAAAGGACAACAGCAACCGGAACGGUUUGAAUCAAUCGACGGCUGCGACACCAGCGACGUCGCUGGCGUCCUCAAGUAAUAACCACUGUAACAGUAGCAGUCAGUUUAGCUUUAGCUCGACACCGAAGCAAUCGCCGGGCGGCGGUGUUGGGUUUGGUGGAUCUGCCGUCUCUUCUUCGGGGGGAUCACUCGGCUCGGAAGGACUUGCGCAUAUAUCUAGUGAUUCGGGUAACAGUUCUUGUGUUAGCACUGGUGGCGGUGCAGCCGUAGAUGAUCCAGAAACUAAGAACGCCAGCUUCGGAAGCGCUGACGGAUUUGUUGAAGCGGUGGCGACCGUUAGUGAAGAUGACGAAGAGCUCGAGCCGAAGUGCGACAAUGACGAGAAGAAAUUUUUACUGAAUAAGAACAUUUACGUGAAUAAGAUCUACGAUGAAGGCUGCGAAAGGCAGAACGCGCGCGAAGAUGAAGGUAUCGAAUGCGGUCAGGAAAAAGUGUCAUCGAAGUUUGCAGAAGUUCGCGGCAGUUCUACGGAAGGAGAUGAUAAUGUGGAAGAUUCAAAACCGUUGCUACGAGUCCGAGUGGAUAACGAGAAGCAACGUAGACCGAAGAGUAUUGUGAAGAGCCCGUCAAAUCUGAGUUUCGGUAAAGAGCUGAACGGGGAGGUGCAGAAGCCUCGGUUGAAUUUGCUGAAAUUCCAGCAGCCGGUCGAAACUGUGAUUGAGGAUCGGCCGGUUCUGCAUGUGCAAUUUUCGAAGCAAGAUAACGGCUAUUGCUGUCGGGAGUCGGAUGGAGAACAGGAACCGGGUGGAAAUAAUAAGCAAGCUAUUUGUGCCAGCCCAGUCGGUAGUAUUCUAUCGCAUGGAUCUGGAUCUUCCAGUACGACUUCUUCCUCUAAUGAGAACAGUUCUUUGGGUGGAUAUGCCGAAGCGCGACCACCGGACGGUGGCUGGGGUUGGGUGGUUUGUUUUGCAUCGUUCAUGGUUAAUCUGAUUGCGGACGGAGUGACAUUUAGCUUCGGGGUAUUGUACGUGGAGUUAUUGGAUUAUUUUGGCGAAGGAAAAGGUAAAACCGCCUGGGUUGGGUCUCUGUUUAUGGCAAUGCCACUCCUGUCCGGUCCGGUGGCUUCUUUCCUAACGGAUCGAUACGGCUGUCGAAAUGUUACCAUAGUCGGUUCGAUUCUAGCUUCGUUCGGUUUCGCAAUCUCGGCAUACGCAGACUCAAUCGAAAUGCUCUAUCUGACCUUUGGUGUGCUGGCAGGCUUUGGGUUAAGUCUUUGCUACGUGGCAGCCGUCGUCAUUGUGGCGUAUUAUUUUGACAAAAAGCGAUCUUUCGCCACGGGCCUCUCGGUGUGUGGCAGCGGCAUCGGAACGUGCAUCUUUGCUAAAAUUACCCAAAUCCUGCUGGACGAAUACGGCUGGCGUGGAACGACGCUCAUUUUGGCUGGAAUUUUUCUCAACAUGUCUCUCUGUGGCCUUCUGAUGCGUGACCUCGAGUGGACUACGCACAAAUCGAAGCUUAAGCGUAAGCAGAAACUGGAAGCCGACUCCUAUUCGGUUAGUAAUAGUACCAAUACAGCCGGAACGACUAGCAAUCUGAACGCCACCGAAGCAAACUCCGGGACAGCAGUUGGUGUGGCUGGUGGCACUGGUGGAAACAUGAUCAAGGGCGUCAAUGGUGAACUGAUCGAUCCAGAUGACCCGCGACUAUUUAGCUCGUUAAUAACACUUCCCACCUUUAUCAAGAACGGGGAAAAAGUACCAUUUGAAGUAUUGGAAUUACUCUCCAAGCACCGAAAUGUGCACGAGCAUGUUUUGCAAAAUUAUCCUAAUCUGCUACAUUCUCGUAGCUUUAGCGAACCUCUAGGCCCCAAAAGCAAUGAACUCUCGCCGGAAAAGGCGGCCAAUCUGGACCAAGCGGUAGCUGGCACCGAGGGUUCCCCUUCGAGUUCAACUCCGCACAUCAACCUUUUGCCACCGGGGCAUGACGUCGAGCAUCAGCAUCCAUUUUUGCGCCGUGUGCACAGCCAUCGCAGUGCUGGAGUCCGAACACCGACCACCGCCUAUUUGAAAGAUUUACGAAUGCAUCGCCACUCGCUGACAUACCGUGGAGCGAUGCUGAACAUCCAACGGUACCGCUUGCGUGCGUCGUCCUGUCCGGAUAUUUACCGUAACUCGAUGACGACGAUUGCGAAGGAGAAAACCGCCUGGUAUCAGGGGAUAGAUGAGUUCAAAACACUGCUGGUCAGUAUUUUGGAUCUCUCUUAUUUCCGUGACAUCCACUUUUUACUGUUUGCAAUCUCAAACUUUCUUCUGUACACUUGGUACGAUGUGCCCUACGUGUACCUGACGGACAACGCAACGGAGAUGGGAUUCACACCUUCGCAAUCGUCGAUGCUUAUUUCGAUAAUCGGUAUCGUAAAUAUGGUUGGAGAGAUCGUUCUCGGUUGGAUGGGAGAUCGUAAAUCUGUGAAUGCCAACUUCACCUACGCCAUAUGUAUGGGAUUUUGUGGACUGGUGACCGCCUUGGUGCCGCUGUUCUCUGAUUACAUCAGUUUAUCCUUUUUGGCGGGUUCGUUUGGACUAUUUAUUGCGGCCAAUUACUCGCUGACAAGUAUUAUUCUUGUGGAACUAAUUACGCUGGAGCGUUUCACCAAUGCCUACGGUUUGCUACUGCUGGUGCAAGGAGUGGCCAACCUUGUUGGACCGCCGCUGGCCGGAUGGAUUUCGGAUAUAACGGAGAAUUACAAUUUGUCGUUCUAUCUAGCUGGUUUGUUCAUCGCUCUUUCUGGGCUGUUGCUGUUGGUGUUGCCCGCCAUUGGACGGUACAAGAAGUUUAACGAAAGACGAGAAUCGAAAGGAAAGAACACUGCAUUCGAUUGCUAUGGGAUGAAAAAUUUGACGCUUUCGUCCACGGCAACAAGGAAUGCCAACAUCAACAGCAAAACGAACGGUGCCACAGUGUUGAUCACCGAUUGUUUCGUACAGGAAAAGCCUCCGAAGGAUGGCGCUAACGUCUGAACGAGCAACGUAAGGCGUAUCGGAAAGUUUACCUCGGUGAAAUACAAACUAACAGAGCAGCAACUCAGGACGACUCUAACAAGUGGCGCGGCGUUCAAGCGGAAAUACAGCAGCACAUCCUUUCCGUUCCACAUUUGAAUGUGCAUAUUUGAUGUAAGCUUUUUGUGUAGGUAUCCAUAUAAAUUUUAGUUUAGCACUGUGUCAAAAUACUAAAAUUUGUUUCGGUUUUACGUGACUUUUCAUUCGUUAGUAUUAGUAGUUUGAUUAGUGAUUCGAAUUUAGGGGAAGCGACAUAUUGAAAACUCUUCCAAGCGAUAGAGUAAGUUUAGGACAUAACCCAUAUGAUUACCAAUUCGUAUUUCUGAGAGAAAGUGAGCGAGAGCGACAAAUAAAGUUGAUUUAAUCAAACCGAUCUGCAAAUAUCCACUCCCACACUAAAGAUUCUAAAUUGUAGGACACGAAUUAAAGCAAACGAUCGAUCCUAGGCUAGCAAUUUACCUCGCUUGUAGGAAAAAAAGAAUGAAUAUUUUCGUAAUAAUUUUUGAAUCCUUAUUUUAAAAGUACUCGUUGGUUGCUCGUUUCGAUUAGUUAGAUUAAUGAUCUCGCCGGAACAAAUCUACGCAGCACACAUUUAUCAUAUUUUUAUUGGACAGAUUAAAAGGAUUUGAAGAUCUGAUUAACGACAUUACCAAUUACGAUUAUUGGAGUACAUGAAUCAACAGUUUGUUUGACAGAUUUUACAAUAUAAAAUAUUUUUUUAAAUAAUUUGAUUGAUGUUAAAGUUUUUUAGCGUUGAAUGUUCCAAGACAUUCACGCGUUUUCGGCUUUGUUCGAUGACUUGUGUUACUAGUUAGUAAUCCCAUUUUUCCAAAUCUCUUAUAGAUUUUGUCAUAAAUAUAGCAACAUUUACCUGUUCGAAAUAUCCUUUAAGAUCAACACAGCAACCGUUGCGGCCACAUUAUCCGAUUGAUAUUUUCCGGAUGCUUAGAAGCCCUCACCUUCUUAUCUGAAGUAGUGUAGAAAUCGAUUUACGGUAGUAAAGUACGAUAUCCUUUCUAACGAUAAUUCUGUUAGUUCGAAUCCUCACUAAUUAAUAGAAGUGGUAAAGAUGACGUUUCUCUUUGCCAUCGCUUCCGAACCGUUGUCAAAGCAACCUAAAGCUAACACAAAUUCUCUUGAAAACAUUUGUUAAAACGGCAGAAUGAAGACAGCAACAAUACAGACAUAAUAUAAAAUAAACUUUACGAUUUCGUAGUUGACCAGAGUAGAGUUCGGGAAGUAAAACUCACACAAGACAUUGAAUAACAUAAAUGAAAUAUUAACAAAGCUAAUAAUAAUCGUAAGUAUAACGGAUGGUUUGACAGAAUUAACAAAUAUAUAUUCAUCAGCUGUGAUCACUUAGUAAGUAUGUGCAUAUAAAUAUAAUCAAUUCUGGUGAAAAAAAGUGAAAAGAAAUGGAAAUACAUGAAAAAUCUCUUGCAAAAGAGAACAUGAGUGCGCUGUUAUUUGCAAGUUUCGUUUCGAUUAGUUUAGACCGAGUUUUAUUUUAUUUGAAGGAGAAAAAGAGAAAAUGCUAUGAAACAACAAAGACACAAACGUAAUGGAAACUCCAACCAAAAAACAAAAAAAAAAAAAAUCCAACAAGAUGGGUGUGAUGUCUGCAAAACUUGUGUAGUCGCAUUGUUGGGAAUUCAGAUAGAAAGAAAAGACUAAACUAGUUGAAACAUUGUGGUCAGGGGGUGCAUGAUUGCCAAAACUACUAAAUCUGUAAACACAAUGAAAUGGAAAGGAUCAAACUUAAUACAAACAGUCGACAGAAGUUUCUUUUGAUUGCUCAAACUUUCAUCCCUUGCGUUCUCUUUGACAAAAUCUAUUUAACAGGUAGCAAAACAAAAAUACAAUAAAGAAGAUUAUAUUUUUUCUACUAUCCACAAUUGUGUAAAUAAGGAAAACAAUACUGAAUGUGUACAUAUUUGCCUUUGAUUUAUCUUUAGUAAUUUGUAAUGAAAAUUUAGUUAGAAUCGGUUACGAUUGGAUUUGCAUACUACAAACAAACAAAACUAUUGGUAGGUAAGUCGAACGUUAGAGAAACAACGGAUGCAGAAUUACUACAAUGGGUUUUCGGGAUCGGUUUGCACAUGUACAGUAGAAGACCAAAACCAAUGAUUUACACACCAAUUGUAAGAGGGACGCGCUAGCGCAGCCGUGGAGGAAGUUGUAAAAGCUGGAAAUGGAAAGUAAUUAUUUUUGAAACUGUAAACGAUAAAUAAUUAUAUUUAAUACUAGAGAACAAAUUUAUGAAAUUCAAUUAAAGCUCGUUCAAAUUGAAA